Messenger RNA from Boleophthalmus pectinirostris (great blue-spotted mudskipper), 2200 nucleotides. Its product is annotated as secretory carrier-associated membrane protein 2-like. The transcript is spliced from 9 exons. Gene Ontology annotation, biological process: protein transport. The record is from RefSeq and is a predicted model, not a curated record. The coding region runs from base 79 to 1038 and encodes 319 amino acids. NCBI's taxonomy places the organism in Eukaryota, Metazoa, Chordata, Actinopteri, Gobiiformes, Gobiidae. Gene Ontology annotation, cellular component: trans-Golgi network membrane; recycling endosome membrane.
AAAACUUUGCCUCCGCCUUUCCUCCGUUUUUUUCCGUGUUUUCCUUUAGUAAACCGUUUCUCGACGCACCCCGCCGCUAUGUCCAGCUUCGACACGAACCCAUUUAGCGCCAGUGCAGCAGAGAAUCCGUUUGAGGAUCCUUCAGUGACGCAGGUGAUGAACUCCACUGUGACGUCAGUCGAACAGUUCUACCCAAAUGAAACCACAGGAUCCACAUCUCCUGCAGUUCUACAGCCCUCCACAGAGCCAGCCCCAAGGGAGGUGGCAGCAGCGGCUCAGGCAGAUCUUCUCAGGCGACAAGAGGAACUCGAGAGGAAGGCUGCAGAGCUAGAGAGAAGAGAAGAAGAGAUCAACAACAGGAACAGAACCCAGCCAGGAGUUAAGGAGAACAACUGGCCUCCUCUCCCAGGCUUCUGCCCCAUCAGACCCUGUUUCUACCAAGACUUUUCAGAAGAGAUUCCCCCGGAGCACCAGAGAGUGUGCAAGAUGAUGUACUACCUGUGCAUGUUGAACUCUUUGACGCUCUUCCUGAACGUGUUGGCGUUUCUAGCGCUCUUCAUCACAAUAUCCUCUUAUGGUCAGGACUUUGGUUUGGCUCUGGUUUGGCUCCUGCUGUUUACACCGUGCUCCUUCCUCUGCUGGUACCGGCCUGUGUACAAGGCCUUUAGGACAGACAGUUCCUUCAGCUUCUUCUUCUUCUUUUUUGUUUUCUUCGCUCAAGUUGUCAUCUUCAUCAUCCAGGCUGUGGGCAUCCAGGGCUGGGGUAACAGUGGCUGGCUCAUAACAUUCUCAGUGAUUACAAGCAACAAAGUGGUGGGCGGGAUCAUGGUGAUGGUGGCUGUUUUGUUCACGCUGUGCGCCGUUCUGUCCGUCAUCCUGCUCAAAAUGGUCCAUGGCUCAUACCGUCACACUGGGGCGAGUUUCCAAAAGGCUCAGCAGGAGUUUUCUCAAGGCGUCUUCAGCAAUAAGAACUUUCAGAAUGCAGCUGCUUCUGCGGCGUCUGCGGCGGCUCAGAGCUCUCUACAUCAGGGCAACUGAUCUUCUGCAUCACAUGAUCAUCCUCUGCUGCAUCUGACCCUUCUACAGCAGCUCAGAGCACUCUGCAGGACAUCUAACCCUCCUCUGUAUCAUAUGAUCAUCCUAGCGCUCUCUGCAUAAGGACAUUUACUCCUCCUCUGCAUCAUAUGACCAUCCUCUGAUCAUCCUGCGCAUCAAGACAACUGAUUUUCUGCAUUCUCUGAUUAUCCUCUGCCCCAUCUGACUCUUCUGUUGUGGCUUCUUCAGCAGCUCAGAGUGGCCUGAGUCAGGACAAUUUAUUCUCUUCUACAGCAUAUGAUCAUCCUCUGUACCCUCCUGUGCAGCUCAGAGCCCUCUACACCAGGACAACUGACCUUCUGCAUCCCUUUUCUCUGGUUUGUACAUUCUUGAUCAAACAGACUCUAAAACCCCAGAGGAUUAAAGCCCCUCUGUGUAACAUUUAAUCACAUUAGAACAGGGUUAAAGCCCCACUGCGGAACAUUUUAUCACAUUAAAACAGGGUUAAAGCCCCACUGCAGAACAUUUCAACACAUUCAAACAGGGUUAAAGCCCCACUGCGGAACAUUUCAUCACAUUAAAACAGGGUUAAAGCCCCACUGCGGAACAUUUCAUCACAUUUUCACAGGGUUAAAGCCCCACUGCGGAACAUUUCAUCACAUUUUCACAGGGUUAAAGCCCCACUGAGGAACAUUUCAUCACAUUAUCACAUUUAUCAAGUUAAAAUUUAGCAAAAUGUAGGAGCUUUAAGGUUUGUGUCCCAUAACAUUUUACUGCCAACAAGACCUUGUAUUAAUUAUGUUGUCCUCUUUUAGUUUAGACUUAUUUUAGACCUGGUUUAGACUUGGUUCAGUCCUGGUUUACAUCUGGUCUAGUGCUGGUUUAGACCUGGUUUAGACCUGGGUCAGUCCUGGUUCAAUCCUGGUUUACAUCUGGUCUAGUGAUGGUUUAGACCUGGUUUAUUCUUGGUCCAUCUUUGGUGUAAAUACUGACCCACAGUUGUGCUUUAUUUGAAUGGGGUUAUUGUAAUAUUGCUCACAGUCUUUGAUGAUUGACUUGACAGACACAGGUUAAACAGAUAAUCGUGAAUAAAAUGCUGUAAAUCUUUUAUGUGUAAAAAUGUGCCUAAAUUAAAAUGGUUAUUUUUGUGAUUUCUGUUAAAAGA